Thrips palmi is the source of this 1373-nucleotide messenger RNA. RefSeq lists its product as uncharacterized. The record is from RefSeq and is a predicted model, not a curated record. Bases 90 to 1373 code for a protein of 427 amino acids. Lineage: Eukaryota; Metazoa; Arthropoda; Insecta; Thysanoptera; Thripidae. The transcript has 5 exons.
UGCGCCCGCGAGGUAGGCAGACGAGGCCAGGCGAAGCGUCGCGUCGACCCUUUGGGCCCUUUGGAUACACCGCACUGACAGCGCACCAGAUGAUGUCGCGCCACGGGCUGGCAGUGGCCCUCCUGGCCGUGGUGAUGUUCACCGCGCUGGUGGACAGCUUCCCGGCGGUGGCGGCGCGCGCGCGGCGGGUGGCGCGCUCCACCCGCUCCAACAACUACUACCCGGAGCUGUACGCGCAGCCGCAGCCCCAGCAGCAGCGCCCCCAAGGGCUGCCCCAGGGGGCGGCGUCCUCGCCCUACCUGUACCCGGACGACUACGACGAGGACACCGACUACAGCCAGGAGCAGUGGUGGGACUCGGCGGCCACGGACACGGCGGCCAACGCCGCCUUCCUGCAGAACCUCAUGGAGGCCAACCAGCUCAACGACCGGCUGGACCGCAUGGGCCUCGGCCAGGGCCUCGGUCAGGAGCUCGGGCUGACCGCCGUGCUGCCGGCCUACGCGGCGCCGCCGAGGUACUUGGACCCGCGGUACCGCGACAGCGACGACUACGUGUUCGGGUCCGUGAACGCGGGCACCACCAACGGGGCGGCCAGCAGCGGUCGCGCGUAUGAGCCCGCGGCCUACGGACGCUACCAGUACCGCGUCGACCAGGAGGACGACGACGACGACGUGCGCGAGCUUCACGCGCUGGCCAAGAAGUCGCGCACGGAGGAGCAGCGGCUGCAGGACCUGGAGACGCAGGCGCUCAUCAAGGCGGCGCUUGGCCGACGCCGCGACCGCGAGGAGCAGAACCGGCGCGUCGAGUUCGCCGACGACGCCAGUGAGCAGCUCGACCAGGACCUCGAGAAGCUGUUCGCCAAGAGCGGCCUCUCCAACAUGUACCACGGCCAGGAGCCCAAGCCCUGGAACGGCCGCGACCCCAUCUGGAACGGGUACUACAUGGGCAGCGUGGACGAGGCCGUGCCGCAGCGCGCCACCAGGAGCAAGACGCAGUACCAGUACCUGCAGGCCCCCGCCUCCACCAAGGCCCCCGUCCCCGUGCCCGCCCCUGCCGCCGCCUCCACCGAACGGCCCGCCGCGCGCACCACGACGCCGGCCUCCACCACCACCAAGACGACCACGACGACCGCCAAGGCAACACCGCCGACACCGCCCCCCAUGAAGAGGACGCUCUCCGUCGGCCAGCGGAGCGGGCAGCCCGAGGUGGCGCUGCUGCGGCCCGCCAAGCUGGGCAGCCGGCCGCGCCCCGUCGUCCGAGCCGCCGACUUGCUGUCGCUGCUGCCGUCCGUGAGCAAGCGCAGCGCGCCCAUCGUGGCUGACGAGGGCUCCUUGGUGGAGGAGCUGUCCGCCCUCAAGAAGAAGUCCGACUGA